AUGUCAGGCAGUCUCGAUGGUACCGAGGGGACACCCACCUCGUCCUCAACGCGCCCCAGCAUCCCUCGAUCGGAACCAGGCCAGGACCAGCCAAACCUAUACGGGGAGGUGGGUCUGCUGGAGCUGCAGCAGAGGCAGGCAGCUGCCGUGCACCUGCCGUCAGCCAGCGCGUCCAGCUCAGCACAAGGCAGCACUGCCUUGCAGGGGACUGAUUCGAGCAGCAGGGAACGGCAGCGGAGACUGUGGUUUGCUGCAGUCAAGCCCCCCAUGUACGCUGUCGGCAUCGUGCCUAUUCUGGUGAGUGCUGGCGCGGCGUACUACAGCACAGGAGUGUUCAUCAGCGCAUGCUUUUGGAAGCUCGUGGCUGGCGCCACCCUUGUUAUUGCCUGGCUCAACCUCAGCAAUGACGCCUACGAUGCAGAUACCGGGGUGGAUCAGGCGAAGGAAGAGUCGGUGGUGAAUCUGACUGGGGGGAAUAAGAAGGGUGUGCUAGCACUGGCAAACGCGUGCCUGCUGGCCGGCGCAUGGCUGCUGCACACCGGCACCAAAGCCGCGGGGGAUGUGCAUGUGGGAAUGGCGCUAGCGCUCGCAAUUGGCAUGGGCUAUAUGUACCAGGGCCCGCCCUUCAGGCUGAGCUACAAGGGACUGGGGGAGCCGCUGUGCUUCCUGGCCUUUGGGCCGCUGGCAACCUGCGCAUUCUUCCUUGCUCAGGCGGGCGGAGUGGACGCCGUCGGAUACGCGGCGGUGACGGCGGCGGCCGCGGCCGCGUCUGUGAUCGUCGGAGCAACAACGACGUCAGUGCUCUUCUGUUCGCACUUCCAUCAGAUUGAGGGCGACACUGCAGCCAACAAGAUGUCUCCGCUCGUGCGCCUCGGCCCAAACCUCGGCUACCAGGUGCUGCGGGCUGGAGUGCUGCUCACGUAUGUGUUCCUGGACAUUGCGGCUGCGCUCAAGUGGCUGCCGCUCACCUGCCUCUUCGCGCAGAUACUCUCCGUGCCCAGCGCUAUGGCUCUGUUGGACUUUGCCAAAAGGACCCACCAGCAACCAGAGGCGGUGCGGCCUCUCAAGCGCUAUGCUCUCAAGUGGCAUAUGGCGCUCGGCGCGGCUCUGACCGCCGGCUUUGCCGCAGCCCGACUUCCCGCCGCGGCAGUUUUCUAA
Coccomyxa subellipsoidea C-169 is the source of this 1158-nucleotide messenger RNA. RefSeq lists its product as hypothetical. The transcript has 9 exons. NCBI's taxonomy places the organism in Eukaryota, Viridiplantae, Chlorophyta, Trebouxiophyceae, Coccomyxaceae. The record is from RefSeq and is a predicted model, not a curated record. Gene Ontology annotation, cellular component: membrane. Gene Ontology annotation, biological process: menaquinone biosynthetic process; phylloquinone biosynthetic process. The coding region runs from base 1 to 1158 and encodes 385 amino acids. Gene Ontology annotation, molecular function: prenyltransferase activity.